AUGACGGCGUCCAGCCCUAACAAGCUGGUGCGAUUCAACCCGGACGAGGCGAAGGAGGUCGAGGAGCUGAAGCGGCAACGAGUCCUGUGCGGCUGGAAUCUGGACAAGGUCGAGGUCUGGCGCGAGCAGUGUCGAAGAGGGGUCAAGAACCUGUACUGGAUCCAUCCGGCUGUGCCGAUUGAGACGCCCGAGUUUGAGCCGCUCAACUCGGACAACUCGCGCGCAGGACCUCCUCCUCCCGAUCCUUCCGCUGACGUCUACGACAGUUUCCAACCCGUCGGGCACAUCAGCCUCGACUGGGAAGACUACGAAGGCGACACAACGCUCUGUGACCGCGAGAAGGGCAUCAUCACGCUCGCGACGUUCUUCAUCCUCCUCUCGCAGCAGGGAAAGGGGUAUGGGAGCGUGGUGAUGAAGCAGACGGAGCAGAUGGCGGUCGAGGUAGGCGCCAAGGAGAUCACACUCAACACGGUCGACGGCGAGUACGCGGUACAGCCUUGGUGGUGGGAACAGCAAGGCAUCAAGUUCGACAGCCGUUUGCGAGUCAACGAGCGCUGGUACGAGCGGCUGGGCUAUACGGCAUACAAACGCGCGGUCCCGCGCUACCCGUGCCGAACAGUAGACGGGCGGGACAUCCUACUCGAGGCGGUAUUUAUGCGCAAGAAGCUCCCGCAAGCGUAG
This is a messenger RNA of Rhodotorula toruloides NP11, 681 nucleotides long. RefSeq lists its product as uncharacterized. Lineage: Eukaryota; Fungi; Basidiomycota; Microbotryomycetes; Sporidiobolales; Sporidiobolaceae. The transcript is spliced from 6 exons. The record is from RefSeq and is a predicted model, not a curated record. Gene Ontology annotation, molecular function: acyltransferase activity, transferring groups other than amino-acyl groups. The coding region runs from base 1 to 681 and encodes 226 amino acids.